UACCACCCUAUUUAUCAACUUCAUAACACACUAAUUUGUUAUUACAUCAUACCUUUUUUAAUAUAUUUUCCUAAGCAUUUUCUUUUUGCUAUAAGCCAUGGCUUUCAACACCAUCAGCAAGCUUUCUGCCACAAUUCUUGUGCUGUCUCUCCUUUCAACACCUUUAUUGACCAAUGCAUGUGGAUCAUGCACGCCACCACCAAAACCAUGCCCAACUCCGACACCACCACCACCACCACCACAAGAGAAAUGCCCCAAAGACACAUUGAAACUAGGGGUUUGUGCUGAUGUCUUAGGACUUGGUAACGUUGUUGUUGGUUCUCCAGUUUCAAGCAAAUGUUGUGCAUUACUUGAAGGCUUGGUUGAUUUGGAAGCAGCACUUUGUUUGUGCACUGCUAUUAAGGCCAAUGUUCUUGGCAACAACUUAGAUGUCCCUGUUGCUCUAAGCUGGAUCCUUAGUGCUUGUCAAAAGUCAAUUCCUCCUGGCUUCCAAUGUUAACAUAAAAUGUUAUAAUUCAAGUAAGGAGAAACUCGCAUGCAGUUGUCUUCAUGUAUGUGAAGUUGAUAAUAGAAAACUGUUAGAUAAUAAUUUAGUUAAAUCUGUUAAAUUAUAUCUAACAGUUUUUAACUAUUAUAUUCACAUGAAGACAACUGCACACGCGAGUCUUUACCUUUAAGUAAUUAGUCAAAUUUCUAUGCAAUUUAUUUUGUCGAGCUUUGUUAUAUUGUCGUUUAAUACGGUGUUGUCAUAUAAAUAAAACUAGAUUUUCUUUGACCAAUCAUAAAUUUUUUUGUUAGAAGAGUACAUCCAUUGACUCUAAAAAAGAAUACAUUAUUUUUAUUUAUAUGACGACACCUGAUUAAAUAGCAAAAUAUAAAAGUUUGACACUAUUAUAUGUAUAGAAAUUAAACCUUUUUCAAGUUUAUUGUGUUAGUUCAUCCAUUUUAUUUAAUUGUUAAUGUUUUUUGUCCAUUACAGUGCUUGUUUUGCUUGUGUUUGGGUAAUGUAUGCGUAGGGAAUGCAUGUAUGGCCAGUGACAUGUUUCCUUACUUAUUGUAAAUUUGUAAUAAUUAGGCAAGCCUGUUUGCCUCGGUUAGCAACCUUAAUUAUUGUUGUUUUUCUCUAUUUUUCCUAAUAAAAUUAGGGAGUUUUGUUGUAAAAGAUGAUUGUGUAUCAUAAUUUAAUUUGUGAAAUGCAUGGAAUGUAUUGUACUUUAAUUUUCCG
Molecule: messenger RNA, 1225 nt
Organism: Arachis ipaensis
Lineage: Eukaryota; Viridiplantae; Streptophyta; Magnoliopsida; Fabales; Fabaceae
Product: putative lipid-binding protein At4g00165
Source: RefSeq, a predicted model, not a curated record